Cottoperca gobio is the source of this 2382-nucleotide messenger RNA. RefSeq names its product NAD kinase a (gene nadka). Gene Ontology annotation, biological process: NADP+ biosynthetic process; NAD+ metabolic process. The transcript is spliced from 10 exons. Gene Ontology annotation, molecular function: NAD+ kinase activity. The coding region runs from base 339 to 1478 and encodes 379 amino acids. Lineage: Eukaryota; Metazoa; Chordata; Actinopteri; Perciformes; Bovichtidae. The record is from RefSeq and is a predicted model, not a curated record.
AUUCAGCAGCAGAGUGCACCAGGAAGGUUAAUGUUAAGUCGUCAUUGGGACAAAUACAGCCACAGUGGAUCCAGCUCGAGGGGUUAUUAGCUGAUCCUGCUGCCCGACCACAGCGCAUGGAGAGAGUCUCCGCCUCGCUCAGCCUCUCAGCCAGCCGGUGGCUGACUCACAGCUUGACCACAAGAAGUUGAAACUGACUCAGUUGCUCCAGCUGCUGCACAAUGUGUAGCAAUCGAGGAAGUUGUUAGAGGAAGAAUGAGCUGUGUUGUCAGUGCGGGCCACCGGGACAGAGCCCUGUUCUCCAGCUGAGUCGACCUGAGGCAGCAUCCUUUUGUUGCAUGUAUAUAUCCAUGAAGUUCAACCAGAGCGUACGGCAGGACACUGCCGGGAACAAAAGCGAGAACCAAGUGUGGAAAUGGCACAUUCAGGACCCCGCCAGUCAGAAGCUGACGUGGAACAAGCCACCAAAAAGUGUCCUUGUCAUCAAGAAGAUACGAGAUGCCAGUCUGCUUCAGCCUUUCAAAGAGCUCUGCAUGUUCCUCACCGAGGUGAAGGACAUGAUUGUUUAUGUGGAAAAGAAAGUUCUGGAGGAUCCGGCCAUCACAGAUGAUGAAAACUUUGGGGCCAUUACUAAGAAAUUCUGCACUUUCAGAGACGAUCUGGAUGAUAUCUCUAAUCGCGUAGACUUCAUCAUAUGUCUUGGUGGAGAUGGAACUUUGCUGUAUGCAUCUUCGCUCUUCCAGGAGAGCGUUCCACCAGUUAUGGCCUUCCACCUGGGCUCCCUGGGUUUCCUGACACCUUUCAAAUUUGACAGCUACCAGUCUCAGGUCAACCAAAUAAUUGAAGGUAAUGCUGCUAUUGUCCUACGAAGUCGCUUGAAAGUCCGGGUGCUUAAAGAGAACCGGGAGAAGAAGUCCAGAGUGGACGAAAAGGGCAUCAUCCUGACUAAUGGGGACAUGGAAAGCAGCCGGAAAUCCUCACAGUAUCAGGUGCUGAACGAGGUGGUGGUGGACAGAGGCCCCUCCUCCUAUCUCUCCAACGUCGACCUCUUCCUGGACGGACACCUCAUUACCACAGUGCAGGGAGACGGUGUGAUCGUAUCUACACCUACAGGAAGUACAGCGUAUGCAGUGGCAGCAGGAGCGUCCAUGAUCCAUCCCAACGUCCCAGCCAUCAUGAUCACCCCCAUCUGCCCACACUCGCUGUCCUUCAGACCCAUCGUGGUGCCUGCCGGGGUGGAGCUCAAGAUAAUGUUGUCACGUGACGCCAGAAACACAGCCUGGGUGUCAUUUGAUGGAAGGAAGAGACAGGAGAUCUGCCACGGAGACAGUAUUACCAUCACCACUUCAUGCUUCCCCGUUCCCUCCAUCUGUUUCCGGGACCCGGUUAAUGACUGGUUCGAGAGCCUGGCCCAGUGUUUACACUGGAACGUGAGGAAGAAGCAGAACUACCUCAGCUCAGAGGACGAAGAGUUCUGAGGCACGAGGAGUCCUCAAGGUCUUCUUCAAAGUCUCAAGGACCCCUCAGUCUUGGUUUUAGCUUGACCGCGCUCUGUGCCGUUUUGUCUUUUUAUGAAUCAAAGGUCUCGCCAAACUCCAUUCAAAAAGUCUGUCAUAAUAAUGUUACUCUUCAUAAAUUUGCUCGAUGGUAAUAUUCCAAGUUUUGGUUCCAAACGGCAUUUUUGCUGCAGUGCUCCAUGUUGUCUUUUGGUGAAAUAAAUGUGCGGUAAUAAACCCCAGUAAUGCUCUCCUCACAGACAUGAGCUGAAGCGGAAUCGUGACAAAGAAAUGUUUUUCCUUGCGGCAAACUGAUAUUCUCAAAACUCCUUAGACUUCUCCGUCCAUCCGCGCCCGCGUAGUUAGAAAAUGUUGGAUGUGCACGGACAAACACAAAGCCAUGUCUUCAGCACAGAAUACUUCUAUAUGCCUUUUUUUCAAAAGUCCUUUUCCCCCCAAUGAAAAUAUGAACAUUUUAAAAUCUCUCUUUUUGUGACCGUGAAGUUGUCACAGCCCCCUCAGCCAAUCACGCCAAUCCUCCCCUACAGGCUUAACAACAGCUACCAAAUUUUAGCUAGCUAGCUCCCGUUAGUUAGAGCAACGACAAUACCAAAGUCAUUUUGAAUCAAACAUGGAAGCUAUCAUUUACUUGCAUUUGGCUCAACCGGCUACAAAUGCUACCUAGCUAACUAGCUAGGUUAAUUUACAUAGCUUUUAGUCUUUAGUCUUUUCUUUUAGCCAACAGAAGCUAGUUAGCUAGCAGUUGUUGAGUCCGUGGAGGAGGCUGGAGGCAUGUGAUUGGCUGAAAGGUGAGGAGACAGCUCCACUCUUGAACAGUCACAUUUUGAAAUGAAAGUGUUCUAAUGGCAUACAAUAACAGAGUUUU